This is a messenger RNA of Penicillium brasilianum, 3916 nucleotides long. The record is from the annotation of a GenBank genome assembly. NCBI's taxonomy places the organism in Eukaryota, Fungi, Ascomycota, Eurotiomycetes, Eurotiales, Aspergillaceae.
GUUUUUCAUCCCACAGGGAUUUAUACAUCGACCACGCAGGCUGUCAACUGGAUCGAUUGAUGUGGAAAGACCACUUGGACGAUGGAAAUGCUUGACGAAAACUGACCAAUCAAGUGUUUCGGUGAUAGCCAUACAUACUUGAUCGCUGCCUCCGAAAAACUCCAGAGCGGUCAACAAAGGGCGGUCGGUAUUCUGCCGGAUGCUUUAUUGUCGGCCUGCCAGUCCCGCCUUUGAGAAGAUCAACUUUGUUCACUAUCCCCUCCCUACUACAGGAUCUGACCCUCGCGCAUGAUCAAGACGUGCUACUUGAAAUUCUGAGUCGAAAAUGGUGUGGUUGUCGCCGCUAAUCUCCCGCUAAUCGUCCAAUUUCCCCGUCUACUUGCUCUCGCGCAACCUCCGCCCUACCCACCGCGUUAUGGCCGGCCAACCUCCCAUUUUAGACGAGUUCCUCGGUGGCAUAGCCGCCCAGAUCCAAAAUCGGGAUGGUGCCAAACUGCAGGAUUUUCUACAGAUUGAGCCCCCGCUUUCGGAAGCAUACCAGCGCUUGAUCCAGGAGCUCCGAGAACGAUAUCCACCGGGCCCUCAGACCGAUUCGAAUCUGUUACAACGAUGCGAGGCACUGGUACCGCGCACCAAGGGUGGUUCAUCAUGGACAGCUUUCCCGACCUUUAUGAAGCUCUAUUUUACCUUUCUUCGUGAUGUCAAUACCGACAACCUGCUUGAUACAUACAAUCAGCUCAAGGCACUGCUUAAUCAAUGUAUUUUAGCCCUUGGUGACAGCCAGAUGGGCGUCAUCGUUCUCCCUACUGUCCUCUACCUGUCAAAAGUGUUGGCAAAGCUAGCAAUGGGAUUAGACCGCCGGCCGGAACUAAUCGCGCAUAUCUUGCGCACGGAAGGGGCCAUGGAUAACGAUGAGAGUACCGAAAAAGUGACAUUGGUGGAACAAUCGGCAAACGUGGUGCGCGAGGCCUUCAUCAAGUGCUUGACAGAUCGCACUGGAACUCCAGGCCCCCAGGGCAAGCCCGAAGGAAAGCGCGUUGGGAUCUACCUCAUGGCCAACCUGUGCCUUAAGCUCCUAUUUCAGUGCGGCAAGUUGCGAAAUGCCGAACAAAUGUUCGCCAGCAUCACUGCCCAGUCCCCUCCUUUAGCCCAUUUCCCUGCCUCACAGCGCGUGACAUAUCUCUACUACCUGGGCCGCUACUUAUUCUCCAACAACCUUUUCUAUCCCGCCCUCAUUGCCCUUCAAGCUGCCUAUGACCAAUGUCACCGCCAAGCAAUCAGCCAACGACACUUGAUCCUCGCCUAUCUGAUCCCAUGCAAUAUAAUCAUGGGUCGAUUCCCAUCUCGGAAACUACUACAACGGCCCGAGGCAAAUGGGUUGGCCGACAAAUUCGAACAGUUGUGCCGAUUGAUUGUUCGCGGGGAUUACAUCGCUUUCCGAGAGUAUCUCUCCCCGAGCUCGCCCGCUGCCGAGUGGUUUGCCCGCAAGGGAAUCUUGCUUACGCUACGCAACCGAUGUGAGAUCAUGGUGUGGCGUUCAUUCUGCCGGAAGGUGUUUAUUCACAGUGGAUAUCAUGGGGACCCGCAGGCGCAGGCGCAGCGUGGCCCCCCACCUUAUCUUUACCUUGAGAAAUUGACUAUAGCCACCCGAUGGCUCCAGUCCCAACAUCGCCAAGCUCAGUUGUCGAACGGAGUCAACCAUUCGAUAUCCGAAUUCCAUUUCUACGGGUCUCAGGUCAUUCCCGAGCCAAUUGAUCCCGACUUUAGCGGCCUCGAUGACUCGGAGAUACCGACAGGUCAGCAGUUGUUAAAGAAAUUUGGAGACUUUCUUGCGCCGGACGGCUUCUUCGAUGAAGGGGGCCAUUGGCACGAGAACAUGCCUGGUCAGUUGAUUGACGGAAAUCCGGGCGCUGAUUACGAUGCGUUUGAACUGGAUCCCUACGCCGAGGCCACGGAAGACGGCCCAGAAGCAGACAGGCAGUCGCUGCUCAUGGACGAGGUCGAAUCCAUCCUUGCCUCACUUCUCACCCAGGGACUUAUGCGUGGUUAUCUAACCCAUCGCAACCCCCGUUUCGCCAUCCCUGGGGCUCGACUACGGGGUGCCUUACCGACCGGCUUUCCCAACAUCUGGGAGACGAUCUUUGCUCGCGAAAAAGACGAUGAUAACGUUCCGGGAUGGGUGCGGCCUGGCGCCGCCGGGGGUGGCCGAGUGGUGAACUUGUCAGGAGCUCGACCGGUUGGUGUACAAUAAGGAAUUUAGAGGCUGUCAGGCUAUCUAACCCACGCAUUUUGAAUCUGUUUUUGCGAUACCUACAGCUUAUGUUCAAUGAAUAACUUGGAACGUUUUGUGGUGACAUGCGAUCUAAUCUGUUCUUCGGCUAAGUAACAGUACGAGCCGAACAGAACCAGCAGGCCAAUUGGACCUCUCUCACCAAAUAGGACGACCAAUACAUACGAUCAAUGUAAUCGACAACUGCAAGACGUGUCAGAUGUCAAGUUCUAUCUGCACAGCCUUAAAGCUUGGAUUUGUUCCACCAGAUAUCUGGGCGCCACAUCUCAUUCAACAAUCGACUGGCGUUUACCAUAUCCGGUCGUAGCUGGUCGAGCGAGGAAACCCCGAGCAUUUUCAUGGUGAUCUCAACCUCCUCGGCGAGAACUAAAAUGGUGUCAAUGAAACUCUUCAAUUCCUAGAACGACGGAGUUGACUUACCGUCAGUGCACUUCUCCACGCCUUCAAUACCGUACGCUGCCAUGGCGUAAAAAUAUGGCCUGCCCACUCCCACCGCCGUUGCCCCGAGACACAAAGCCUUGAGAACGUCGGCACCGUCCCGAAGGCCCCCAUCGACAAAGAUCUCCAAUUUGUCGAAGGCUUCCGGAUAGUAUGUACGAGUCUCUAACAGAGUCAUCAGGGCACUGGGAGCUGAGUGAAUUUGCCGGCCACCAUGAUUGCUCAGUAGUACACCUUGCACGCCGCGUUCGACCGCCAACUUGACAUCUUCCACGGUCUGGAUCCCCUUCAGAACGAUCGGCCCAUUCCACUCCUCAGAGAUCCACUCCAAAUCAUCCCAAUUGAGACCAGGAUCCAGAUAUCCCGGCACCGGACGCCCUCCAAAUGCAGGGCCAAAGGCGUUGUCGGCCGCAGCUUCUCGGACUGUCUGACUGGUUCCUUGAUCUAGAGCUUCUUGUGCUUGCAAGUAUCGAUCUGCCGUUCGUUUACCGAGCGUAGAAGUAUCUACGGUAAUCCAUAGACUGUGAUACCCAGCAGCCUUGACCCUGCGAAUCAGGGAUCGGGCUAGAUUCCGAUCCACUGGGACGUAUAACUGGAACGCGAGCUUGGAUGGGCUUUGAUUUCCAAGUUGACGCUGCUCGUCGAGAUGAGCCUUCAUAAUCUCCUCCAAGGGCUUGCUCGUCGCCGUGCUGACCACGGUAUGUAAGCCCUUUCGGGUCGCUCCUCGUACCAGCAAGGGCUCUGCGCCUGGGUGUGCGUUACCCAGAGUUCCCAUCGCCGAGACGAAGAAUGGUUGGCUGCCGGGUUGACCCAGGAUAGACCGGGUUGGAUUUAGUGAACUGACACUCCUCAUGAUGCGAGGUCGAAAGUUGAUUCGUGUCCAGUCAUCUAGAUUGGAUUGGAGAGAUAGACCCGAAGCUGCGCUGCUGGAGGCGUAGACCCAAGCUUUAUUUGGGAGAACUCUCUUUGCGGCUGCCUCGAAGUCGUCGGUAGUAACGCAGAGGGCCAAAUUGGAUGGUGUAGUCUGAUCGUUUGCCAUGUUGGACGUGGUUACAGUGCCUGUGAAGUAUAGAAAUGUCCAGGGAAGAGAAUCCUAAAAGCAAACGGCUCAGAAGAAGAAGCCGUAUACACUUUCACAACUGUAAAGUGACAGGCUUGAAGUAAGGAUGUAAUCUUAAGAUAUUCAAG